Monosiga brevicollis MX1 is the source of this 729-nucleotide messenger RNA. RefSeq lists its product as uncharacterized. Lineage: Eukaryota; Choanoflagellata; Craspedida; Salpingoecidae. The coding region runs from base 1 to 729 and encodes 242 amino acids. The record is from RefSeq and is a predicted model, not a curated record. The transcript is spliced from 2 exons.
AUGCCAAAUCAGCCUGAUGGAACCAUCGCCACCCUCUCCUCCGCGAGUCAAUCUUUCAUGUUCUACCUUGACGGUGACCGGAAGCAGGCCUACGGGGCUCUGCAGUGCGUUAGUGGAGACCAAUGGAAACUGGGCAGUCUUGACUUGACCAAGGAUGCUGCUGAGAGCACCAAAGACAGGCUCGUCCUUCGCGGCGUCAUCGGGGCUGAGCGGGUCAAACUGAUCAUUCCCAGCAACAGCGCACUCUCAAAGAUGGCACGCGACAAGGGCCUUCAGCACAUUCUCAAGCAGCCUGUCCGCGGCAAAAACUACUGCGUUAAGGCUUUGAACUUGGCCAGCUCGCUUCACCCGCGCGUCUUCACCUUUGUUCCGUGGCAUCAAACUGCUUCAGACAUUGUGAAGGCCUACCAGGAGGAGGUUGUUGCACGAGAGCGUAGUGCAUGGGAAGCAAAGCGCAAGCCUUACUUGGAAAAAUUGGCGCCCAAAUUGAAGAAGCUUGAAGAAGCCUCGACCGAAGGCCUGGACAGCCUCAUCGACAUGAUCUACGACAAGCACCCCCCAUUGAACAAGAAGCAUACCAAGCCCACUGCCGAGGGGAAAAAGCGCAUCCAACACGCCAUUCGGCACUACCACCCCGACAAGGGCAAUGUCUCUGAGGAGACCAAAGUGCUGCUCGAGGAAAUCACCAAAUUGUUGACGGCCCACCUGAACGCCGCCAAGGGGUUGUAG